Hemicordylus capensis (graceful crag lizard) is the source of this 4918-nucleotide messenger RNA. RefSeq names its product lysine acetyltransferase 2A (gene KAT2A). Gene Ontology annotation, cellular component: histone acetyltransferase complex; nucleus. Bases 38 to 2458 code for a protein of 806 amino acids. The record is from RefSeq and is a predicted model, not a curated record. The transcript has 18 exons. Gene Ontology annotation, biological process: positive regulation of transcription by RNA polymerase II; chromatin remodeling. NCBI's taxonomy places the organism in Eukaryota, Metazoa, Chordata, Lepidosauria, Squamata, Cordylidae. Gene Ontology annotation, molecular function: protein binding; histone H3 acetyltransferase activity.
AGUAGCGCCCACGCGCCCGCGGAGGGUCCCGGGCAUCAUGGCGGAGCCGGAGGUCUCCUCACAGGCUGCCCGGGCCCCACAGACCAGCGCUUCCUCCGUCGCCACCGUGUCUGCGGUUACUGUUCCACCGGUAGUGGGGGGAGGUGGAGCUGGGGGGAGCAGCAGCAGCAGCGAUCCGGCUCGCCCGGGAUUAAGCCAGCAACAGCGCGCGAGCCAGCGGAAGGCGCAUGCGCGAAGCUUCCCGCGGGCAAAGAAGCUGGAAAAGCUAGGGGUGUUUUCAGCGUGCAAGGCUAACGACUCUUGUAAGUGUAAUGGCUGGAAGAACCCAAACCCUCCCACGGCCCCCCGCAUGGAUCUGCAGCAGACGGUCACCAACCUCAGCGAGCCCUGCCGCAGCUGCGGACAUGCGCUAGCCAACCAUGUGUCUCACCUGGAGAACGUUUCUGAGGAUGAGAUCAACCGGCUCCUGGGGAUGGUGGUGGAUGUAGAGAAUCUCUUCAUGUCGGUGCACAAGGAAGAAGACACAGACACCAAGCAAGUUUACUUCUACCUGUUCAAGCUGCUUAGGAAAUGUAUCUUGCAGAUGAGCCAUCCAGUUGUUGAAGGCUCCCUUGGAAGCCCCCCUUUUGAAAAGCCGAACGUUGAUCAGGGUGUCUUAAACUUCGUGCAGUACAAGUUCAGCCAUCUGCCCUCCAAGGAGCGACAGACGAUGUUUGAGCUCUCCAAGAUGUUCCUUCUGUGCCUAAACUACUGGAAGCUGGAAACGCCGUCUCAGUUCCGUCAGCGCUCGCAAAACGACGAUGUGGCGACGUAUAAGGUCAACUACACCCGGUGGCUGUGCUAUUGCCAUGUUCCCCAGAGCUGCGACAGCCUCCCGCGCUACGACACCACCCAAGUCUUUGGGCGCAACCUCCUCAAGUCCACUUUCACGGUCACUCGUCGGCAGCUGCUGGAGAAGUUCCGGGUGGAGAAAGACAAGCUGGUGCCAGAGAAGCGAACCCUCAUCCUCACCCACUUUCCCAAAUUUCUGUCAAUGUUGGAGGAAGAAAUUUAUGGGGAGAGCUCUCCAAUCUGGGACUUCGCCAUGCCUGCAACAGAAGGAGCCCCACUCGUCCCCCGGCCAGCUAUCAGCACUGUCCCCACAGCCAGCACUCCACUCUUCAGCAAGUCUCUGGGCUGUGGCUCCUCUUUAGCAUCGAUUAGCCUGGAUGGUGGCUCCUUGGAUUCCGUGCCAGGUGAGAAGAGAAAGCUUCCAGAAAGCUUGACGCUUGAGGAUGCCAAGAGGAUCCGUGUGUUGGGUGACAUCCCGAUGGAGCUCGUCAAUGAAGUGAUGUUGACGAUCACAGAUCCGGCGGCCAUGCUGGGGCCUGAGACCAGCCUGCUUUCAGCAAAUGCUGCUCGGGAUGAGACAGCCCGGCUGGAGGAGCGCCGCGGCAUCAUUGAAUUCCAUGUCAUCGGCAACUCGCUCUCACAGAAAUCCAACAAGAAGAUCCUCAUGUGGCUGGUUGGGCUGCAGAAUGUCUUCUCGCACCAGCUGCCACGAAUGCCCAAGGAAUACAUCACCCGCUUGGUCUUUGACCCUAAACAUAAGACACUGGCCCUGAUCAAGGAUGGCCGGGUGAUUGGGGGCAUAUGCUUUCGGAUGUUCCCGACACAGGGUUUUACGGAGAUUGUCUUCUGUGCUGUAACGUCUAACGAGCAAGUCAAGGGUUAUGGAACUCACCUGAUGAAUCACCUGAAGGAAUACCACAUCAAACACAGCAUCCUCUACUUCCUCACCUAUGCUGAUGAAUAUGCCAUAGGCUAUUUCAAAAAGCAGGGCUUCUCCAAAGACAUCAAAGUCCCCAAGAGCCGGUACCUAGGAUACAUCAAAGAUUACGAGGGAGCCACCUUGAUGGAGUGUGAGCUGAACCCCCGGAUCCCCUACACAGAGCUCUCGCAUAUCAUCAAGAAGCAGAAGGAGAUCAUCAAGAAGUUGAUAGAGCGGAAACAGGCCCAGAUCCGCAAGGUCUAUCCUGGCCUCACUUGCUUCAAGGAGGGUGUUCGGCAUAUUCCGAUCGAAAGCAUUCCAGGCAUCCGGGAGACGGGAUGGAAGCCUCUGGGAAAGGAGAAAGGGAAAGAGCUCAAGGAUCCCGACCAGUUGUAUACCACCUUGAAAAAUCUCCUAGCACAAAUCAAGACCCACCCCAGUGCCUGGCCGUUCAUGGAACCAGUUAAGAAAUCUGAGGCUCCUGAUUACUAUGAGAUCAUCCGUUUUCCCAUUGACCUCAAGACAAUGACGGAGCGUCUCAAGAACCGCUACUACGUCACCAAGAAGCUGUUCAUCGCUGACUUGCAACGCAUUAUCACCAACUGCCGCGAGUACAACCCACCCGAGAGUGAUUACUGCAAGUGCGCCAACACCCUGGAAAAGUUCUUCUACUUCAAGCUCAAGGAAGGGGGGCUCAUCGACAAGUAGGAAGCAGCUGCUGGCCGCCUGGGAUUUUCACCUCUGUCCUUCCAUCUUGUUGAAACUCCUCUGACUUUGUGAACAGCUGGACUUUUCGUCGCUGCCUUUCACUGCGUAUCACGCACAAACCAGAUGUGGGGGCUGGACACGAAAGGUUUCCCAUGAUUGGGGGGGGGAACACAGGGCAGAUGCCGCCUCCCCACCCCUCAACAGAUUGGGAUCUUCUGUUGUAUCCCUGUUUCAUUUCUGAGCCUUAUUACACCAACCAGUGGGUCUUCCUUUCCAAAACCAAGUAACUGGGAGUACUCUGGGAACUUAUCCGCCCCCCCCCCCCACACACACACACUCCGAAAAGGAUUGUGAAUUAUUAUGUUCACUCCCAAGAUCUAACAAGGGGCCUGUGGCAGCCCCUCCCCCUCCCAUUUUUCCUUUUAUGUUGGUGGGUUUUCUGUAGAACUUGGGAGUUUUGCCUCCCUGCACUCCAUCCUGGCUUUAAGUUACAGCCAUUUCCUUUUGACAUGUGAAUGUAGAAAUGGAGCAGCUGAGGAAACAGAAGAGGAUGAUGGCAGAAGGGUGGUGGUGGGUUUUCCGGCUCAGGCCACAGUGGAUUCUCCCUUUAGUCUUUCCCAAGGAAGAAAGAGUCUUUGAUGGGAUUGCUUUGAAGCCGUCCCUUCCUCUCGGCCAGUUCACCACUGCCCGUUGGCGCACCACUUCAGUGCUGCACUUCCAGCGGAGAACUGUGGCGCCUUAGGCUAAGCUGCAGCUCGCUGCAAGAGGCGGACAAGUGGUGGAGAAGGGAGAGGAAAGAGAAGACAGCAGCCUCACUUCUUUCCCUUUGCCUACCUCACCAGGUCUAUCCAGUUGCCAACCUCUGGCUGUGGCUCUUGCAAAAUGCCUGGUGCCAGACUGCCCUCUCCUCUCCUGCAGAGCAGUCAUGAGCUGAGGGCUCCUCCUUUGCAUUCCACACCUGAAUGAUCAAGUUUGUGCCCAGGACACGCUGCUUUGCUGCCUGUUCUCCCUCCCCAUACCACAAAGUCUAAGUUAUUCCUGAUUACUUUCUUUCCCUCGCUACUUUCCUCUUGCAUUUAUUAAACCUCACAGCCUGUCAGAUACAAAGCUUAUUUUCUCUGUACUUAGAACUAUCACUCCUUUCUGCCCAGACUUGCUAGGCCUUGCUCUCUUCAGGUUUCACUCUGGCUUGGAGUGCCUCAGUGGUUUCUCUCUCUAGUCCCCUUCAUACAUCUGUGAGGGUCUGCCAUGUUGAUUAUUCUUCUUGCCUUGAAGGAGAUGGGUUUUUCUCCAUUCAAGGGCAGCCAGUUUUGCUGCUAACCAGAUAUUUAAUGGACUUGUCAUGAUGUUUGAUUAUUUCCAUUAGGUUACCCAGGUCUCUCUCUCACACCUCAGUCUUCUGAAAUUCUUGUAGUUUGGGGGAAUCGUUAAUAUCUGCAUCAUCAUGUGGAAAAACAUGCACAACUAAUUGUUUUUCUCCAGUUUUGAAAGCAAACGGUCUCUUUAUCUGCACCUGGUUUUAUCUCUUUUUCUCCCUGUGAGGAUACAAUCAUGAGAUCAUUUAACCCCAUGGCAAGCAUUUGCAGGCUUGUGUGUCAGGCAUGGGUGGAAAUAGGCAAGUGAAGCCCGCUAGAUGGUAAUGAAUUUAUUGGUGGCCUGUUUUGGAUGGGGCGGUGUUCGGUGUCCUCCAGCACUGACUGACAUAUAGUUUUAGGGGAAGGCUCCUUGCUCCUCUCUUUCCUUCCCUCUUGAUUCCAGUGAGCAAUUUCAGUAAGUAUGGAGAAGAGAGCUGGAAAAGGAGGGUUGGCAGUUCAGUGAUAUUCAUUUGGUUGCCCAAUCACUAGUGUAAAUUCUGCUUUGCUUUGUUCUGUGCCUGUUAGGUUUGUCUAGGGCAGGCCUGCUCAACUUAGGCCCCCCAGCUGUUUUUGGACUACAACUCCCAUAAGCUCCAGCCACAGGGGCCAAUAGCCAAGGAUUAUGGGAGUUGUAGGCCAACAUCUGCAGGAGGGCCGAAGUUGAGCAGGCCUGGUCUAGGGGAACCUCUGGAAGUCAUAUUUCGUUUAGGGCUGCGUGUGUUUCAUAAUACCUUGUCAGAGGUUCAGAACAAAACGUUACCUCACAUUGCUGCCCAAUUAUUUGGCAAUGUCCACCAAAGCUGAGCACUUCUCCUCAGCCACAAAGUCUGAAGAAUCCUCUGUGGGAACUUGAUUACAGGAGGGUUAUUUGUCCUCUACACCUCUGAGGAACCUUGUAAUAGGGGAGUGUUGAGAGGGAGGGAAGCAUUUGAGUGACAUCCCACCUCUUAAGUGACUGUUGCCUUAUCUCCACCACAUCUGUGUGCUUAACCUGUAUGAUUGCAGGGUUUGACUCUGCUCUUCUGGGCCUUUCAAUAAUGUUGCCAUUCCAUUUUUUUAAUGCAUUAAAAAAAUAAUAAAAAAAGAACAUGUCUGAAAUAGAAAA